This is a messenger RNA of Sinocyclocheilus rhinocerous, 1939 nucleotides long. It is a transcript of the gene def8, whose product is annotated as differentially expressed in FDCP 8 homolog. The record is from RefSeq and is a predicted model, not a curated record. Lineage: Eukaryota; Metazoa; Chordata; Actinopteri; Cypriniformes; Cyprinidae. The coding region runs from base 9 to 1328 and encodes 439 amino acids. The transcript is spliced from 11 exons.
CCAGUGUCAUGGAAUAUAAUGAAAGACUUGCUCGUUUUCGUCAGGGUCAUGUCAACCCAUUUGACAAGAGAGAGAUCGACAGCAGCACUGAGGGGAAGGAUCCUCCAAAACAUGAGGUGAGGUCGGAGAUCUUUUCCUCAGAAUCCAAAACUCAACGUUCAGACCGAGCAAUGGAUCUGGGUUUGGCCGAAGACCAUUUCUCUCAACCUGUGGGUUCGUUUGUGGCAUCUGAUGUAGACCAGCUAAAACAGGCCAUAGCAGAGUGCAAGAGACUGAUCCUGGAACUGCCAGAACAUUCAGAGAAACAGAAGGACACAGUCAUCAAACUGAUCCACCUUCGGCUCAAACUACAGGAAUUAAAGGACCCAGAGGAAGAUGAGCCGAACCUGCAGGUUCUAUUAGAGCAUCGAUUCUCAAAGGAGAAAAGCAAGAGUGUCAAACAGAUGUGUGACAAGUGUAGCACUAUCAUAUGGGGCCUCAUUCAGACCUGGUACACCUGCACAGGUUGUUAUUACCGUUGUCAUAGCAAGUGCAUGAAUCUUAUCAACAAACCAUGUGUGAGGUCAAAGGUCAGCCAUCAGUCUGAGUAUGAACUCAGCAUCUGUCCUGAAGUCGGUCUAGACAAACAGGACUACAGAUGUGCUGAGUGUCGGACACCCAUCUCUCUACGGGGUGUUCCUAAUGAGGCACGGCAGUGUGAUUAUACAGGUCAGUAUUACUGCAGCAGCUGCCACUGGAAUGACACGGCCAUUAUUCCGUCUAGAGUCAUACACAACUGGGAGUUCGAGCCCCGUAAGGUGUGUCGUACAUCAAUGCGCUAUCUUGCUUUGAUGAUAUCCAGGCCUGUGCUCAAACUGAAGGAAAUCAACCCUCUUCUCUUUAACUUUGUGGAGGAGCUGGUGGAAAUCAGAAAAUUACGUCAGGAUAUAUUGCUAAUGAAGCCAUAUUUCAUCACCUGUAAGGAGGCCAUGGAGGCCCGACUCCUGCUGCAUCUUCAAGAUCGCCAGCACUUUGUGGAGAAUGACGACAUGUACAGCCUACAGGAUCUGAUUGACACCUCCAGCGGGCGUCUCAGCUGUUCCCUUACUGAAAUUCACACAACUUUUGCCAAACAUAUUAAACUGGACUGUGAGAAAUGCCAGGCCAAAGGCUUCAUGUGUGAAUUGUGUAAAGAGGGUGACAUUCUCUUCCCAUUCGACAACCACACCUCUGUCUGUCAUGACUGUUUUGCUGUUUUCCACAGGGAUUGUUACUAUGAUAACUCGACCACAUGUCCGCACUGUGCAAGAAUGCUGGAACGGCAACAUGAGGAGUCUCAGAACCCAUAGAUGAGCCUGACAGAUGGAUGCAUCACAAAUACUGUGAAAGAUCUUCAGAGUCAGAACUUGUCUUAUAUUCAGUUUAUUUGUUCUUGAUGUUUUAACCAUGCUUCUGUCAGCUUCUGGACUGACAUUGAUGAAGUGUGAUCAGCAUAGCAGGAAAACCUCACAUUUUGAAAACUAUAUUCCCAUAAAUAUAGAACUGCUGGUUACUGUUACAUGUCUAAAGUCUAAAGAGAAAUAAUCUGUGUCAAACUUUAACAAUGGCAUGUUCCUCUUAAGAAUGUGACUGUGAGAUCUAUUUGAUUUCUUCCUACAUGUAAUCCUGGGUAGCAUGCUUUUUAAGGGACCAGGAAAAAAUACUACAAGGCUACACUAUGUUCUGCUUUAUAGUUAUAUCCCCGUAAUACACUGUGGUUUAAUGUAGUAGAUAAUAUGCUGAUAAUUUAUUAUAUGAUAAUUAAUGUUCUAGAACAAAUGCUGUGUAGCUAUUUCUGGUUUAAGAUGAUCUCAGAAUGGAGUCUUCUGUAAUGCAAUUACCUGGUGUAAAAUUGUAUCCUAUUAAAUGACAGAAUGCUAUUUAAUUGUCUCUGUAAUAACUGUGCAAGACAACAUAUAAA